Molecule: messenger RNA, 4020 nt
Organism: Haliotis rufescens (red abalone)
Lineage: Eukaryota; Metazoa; Mollusca; Gastropoda; Lepetellida; Haliotidae
Product: toll-like receptor 3
Exons: 2
Coding region: 135-2576 (813 amino acids)
Biological process (GO): immune response; toll-like receptor signaling pathway
Cellular component (GO): membrane
Molecular function (GO): protein binding; transmembrane signaling receptor activity
Source: RefSeq, a predicted model, not a curated record
UGUCUUACGGAACGCUGCAUUGUUAAACUUGCUGUGAGGCGAUACACCAGGCUGAUGGUAUCACUCUGGACUUGGUGGCCAUCUAAACUUGCAGCCUGUCACAGCGAGAUAGACCUUGAACUAAACAGGUCAUCAUGUUGACGGUUGUGUUGAUAAUCCUGCUGACGCUGAGUUAUUGCCAUGCAAAGAACCAUGCAUGCGGCCUGCAUAAUGACCAACAAUAUGGUUUAUUUGCUGAUUGCAAAGGGAGACAAUUGCAACACAUUCCAUAUGAUCUGCCUUGUAAUAUAACCGCACUUGACAUAAGUGAAAAUAUACUAACCAGUCUGAGCAAUGGCAUAUUUCAAAAGUUCCCGAAUUUGACUUAUUUAAAUCUUAAUUCAAACUCACUCUCACAAAUCGAGUCUGGUGUGUUUAGAGGCUUGUUUAAUUUGACAGUGUUGUUACUUGCCCGAAAUAAACUCGAUGACUCCUUCCCUGAUGACAUUUUUCAUGACCUUAAGAACUUGCAUACAUUAAAUCUUGAGAAAAAUGGUAUGACGUCAUAUCCGGAUCGGGUGUUUCCUCCUCUCAUCAACCUUCACAGUCUAUAUUUAGACUCAAUUCCAGAACCCGUGUUAGGUUCCGGAUUCUCUAAACUCGCCAAUUUAAAAGUUCUUCAAAUUGACUCACGUUUUGCCUAUGGAGGAGAUUGUUCAAUAGAAAAACUUAAAAAUACAACAUUCCAGAGUUUAAAUGAAACCAGGCUUGAAGUUUUGAUCAUGAAUCAUUGUAAUGUAAAGUACUGUGAAACUGGUGUUUUGAAGCACCUAAUGUUUUUGAAACAUUUGGAACUAUGUAAUAAUGGAAUAGGAAUUCAGAAGAGUUUACACCUCCUCUAUCCCUUUGUGGGCAGGAACAUGAGUAGAAUUUGGUUUGAUGGGUCCUUUACCUUUCCAACCCAACAUAAAGGAGACAUUGAUGACCAUGUUAUUACCUCAGAGAGCACAAAGUAUUUAACACAGAUAUGUGUAUCAGAGUUAUCAUUGAGACAAAAUGGCAUAUACCUGAUUGAAACUGGUUCUGUAAAUAAAGAUCCUUUCAGGGGAUGCAUUGAAGUGCUUGAUGUGUCUAAAAACAUCAUAGUUGGUGAUGUUGGCUUUUUCGUAAUUUUGGCGGCAUUUUCACGUUUAAAGUAUUUUGAUAUCAGCUACCAGCGACAGGUAUAUGACGUACCAAGUAGAGAACUGUUAGCGUCUCCAGCAGCAGUAGCUUUACCACAAAAUCUGGUAUAUUUUGAUGCAACGGGGGUACUUAUGGGUGCUGCAAAUACUGUAUUUGAUAUAACCUUUUACAAUACGGAUAACCUGAAGACCUUUCUUUGUGGUUAUAACCAUGUAGAGAUCAAACGUGUUCAUGGUUUGGAACAUGUAGAUCAUGUUGACGUAUUAGGGAAUGACUUUGGUGCUAUAAGCUAUGAUUUUUUCCAAUCCUUCUCAAAUGUCAGAAAGCUUUCUAUGAAAAAUUGCAAUUUACAAAAUGCGAAAGAUACAUUAACAAACCCUGAUAUUUUUAGAGACCUGAAAGAAAUCGAGCAUUUGGAUCUGUCAUCAAACGCUCUCAGAAUCUUUCCAGUUAUUCCAAAUCCAGGAAAACUAAUUGAACUGAAUCUCUCUCACAAUGUUUUUGAUACUAUCCCCCUUGAAUAUGGCAGUUACACCAGCCUUGCUCUUCUGGAUAUGUCUUUCAACAUAAUAGGAGAACUAAGUAAGGAUACUAGAUCGAGUCUUGAAGUGGCUGCUGAAAGGAAUAGCAAGAUGAAGAUCAAGGUUCAAGGAAAUAUAUUUUCUUGUGGUUGUGAAAAUUUGGAUUUCAUCCUGUGGUUGAUGGUCACAACAGUAAUAUACGAGUCUGACAGAAACUUCCCUUGCAUACAGGACAACGGUACAACUACAGGAACUGUUGAUGUGGCUAGGAAUUAUCAAAGUAUACAUCGCUACUGUACAGGAAAAUUAAGCCUAAGUCUCACGGUCACGUUCAUGACUGUCUUUGUGACAUCUAUUGUCAUGACAUAUGUUGUCUCCAAGAAUCCCACAAGGUACCGCAACAUUGUCAUGAAAAUGAUGGGGUUUGGCGUUCAAUACCUAACACCGAAAGAGUUUGAAUACACCUUCUAUGUCGGAUAUUGUGAGGCUGACAUUCCUUUUGUCUAUCAAAAACUGCGACCAGCGUUGGAACUGUGUAAUUCCUCUGCACGCCUCUUUCUAAAGGAUCGGGAGGUUCUUCCAGGUGUUGUUAUCGCAGACGGUAUCAUUUGCGGUUUCACUAACAGUUGGAAGUCUGUCCUGGUGAUUUCAGAUGACUUUCUUGAAGAUCGUUCUCAGUGGUCACAAUUUACUAUUGAUGCAGCCCUGUACUCGAUGACGGACCUGAUUCCUAACCGAAUUAUUGUGCUACUUGUGGGCGCCGUGCAGAUGGAGGAUCUCCCCGAGAGUCUGCUCAAUGUGGUGGAAGAGGAGUGUAUCCUACGCGUUGAUGAUUAUCAGGAUGGGGAUGAGACUCUGUGGAAGGAGCUGAGAAAAACAGCCGGAAUUUAAAAGGAUGACAGUCUUAAGUAAGACAUGAUGAUUACAAAAACAUGCGUAUGCGUACCAGAUGCAUUCAGGUGAUAAGAUGUACACUCAUGUUCAUUAGGCUCCAAAAUAUGUCACUCUGUUAUUACUGUUGCCUUAAGAACGAAUGCACAUUUGGACUCUUGGGGAGACAAUAUUAAGUGUAUGGCGGAUUUCAGUUAUUCAUUCUGUACAACGUUGUUUAAUUCUCUCGAUAUUUUCUUCGGCUAUUGGAAAUAUAUGUCCAUCAUAUCAGAAUCUGGAACACACACUGAAUAAUUUAUAUUUGUGUUAAGAAGACAAGUUCAUGUAGUGUUUUACAUUUCGUGAGAGUAACUAUUGAAAUUUUAUUUUCCUAAAGUCAGGAAAAAAUGUUCUUGAUAUCAUUUGCUACUGUGUACAUCAUGAUCGCAUGAUCAUGUGUAAUGAAAGUGUAUGUUUUGUGGUGGAACAGGUCACUCACUCACUCUGUCUCACACUUGCAAUUAGAACACACCAGUGUAAAAAGAUGUAAUGCUAUUGUUUUUCUUGAGGAUAUUUAUGUAUGCAUAUCGAUGUGCAAUAUGUACAUUGAACAGUGUUGAACUAUAUUUAAAGAAGACAGUUAGUGCUGACAAGUUGUUUAGUCAACCUAGAUGCAUCCGUUGAUGAUGUGCAUUAAUUUGUGUCAUGUUAACAUAAAAAAAACAGGGUGGGUGAAGAAAGGAAGUUCCAACAAUGACUAAUAUAUACUAUGUCAUAUACUUUGUGGAUAAUCAAGAAGUAUAAUGGAAGUUAGAACUCUUUAAGAUUUUGUCAGAAUUUGGUGUUCGCGAAACGGUGAACGUAUUCUGGACAAACACAAUGACAUCGAACAUUUUAAAAACUUUCUAUGCUUGACUUUUGCGCGACUCCCUGGUAUCACUAUUUGAACGUGAUUCAUUAACACAUCCUCAUGACAUGGUCGGAAUCAUUCAAUGGACCACGCUGUCAGCAGAUAUUUUUCUAUGAUUACGGAAAAAGUUCUGUCGCAUGAACAUAUAACCUAUUGCUGUCCCCAUCCACUUCUUCUUUGGAAGCGACUAUUAAAUAUAAUAUAAUAUCCUGGGCAGGGAUGCCCUUUAAUAACGGUAUGGAAUAACAGUGCAAUUUAUCUAAACUUAUAAAGAAUAAACAUUAGACUUUGAGUGUACUGUCCAGAUUUUGUAAUACCAAUUGCAUUGAAUAUUUUGUCCAGAGGGAUAGUUUGUUGUGUUGCCUUAUGAAAUUCUCCUCAUUACCAUCAUCAUUACCAGUCCCUCGUUUAGUUCGAAUAGGAUUUUUGGUUUUCAUCGUGAAGAUCCGGGUAAGAAUAGAUCUUCAGCAAACCAUGCCUGUCGUAAAAGACGAAUAUGCUUGUCGUAAGAGGCGACUAACGGGAUCGUGUGGUCUUGCUCGCUGACUUGUUGCA